GACCACACGGGGCACACAGCUUUAACUCCAGCAGCACAUUCACUCACUCACUCAGCUCAAUGGAGGAGCAGCCCGGAGAUCCUCGGGCACACGAAAAUACCCCCUCAGCGCCAUGGACAAGAGGAGACACCGCCGGGCGAGACCAUCCAGAGACAUCUGAACAACAAUGUUCAUUGCAGCUGUGAGUUCAAGCUCCAGGAAACGCAGAAGGAGAAAAAACAGGCAAUGGUAAUCUGAAUUGCUUCAACCUGGGUGAGGAGAAGAUAUUGAGGAUGACUCAACAAACAUUCCAUAUCUCCUUGAAAACAAUCAAGACAGGAAUUUAUUGAAUGUCUGAUGUGAGGACGAACUCCAGCAGUUACAACAACACUAGGCAGCAAGGACGUUUAACUGAUCCUAUUGACAGUAUGGAUGGAAAUAAUAAGACUGCUGGUUUACAGCAUUGUGAGGUCAGAAGUUCGGAGGAUCCAAUGUUGUCUCUGAAUGGAGAAGUUUCCCUCACAAAUGGUUACUCAAGCAAGGCUGCUGCCGACAACGAUGGCAGUGGUUCGGAAAGUGGAUACACUACCCCUAGAAAGAGGAGAGCUAGACGCAGCAGCAUGAAAGGUGCUGAAAAUGUGAGUCGGGACAAAGAGAGGUCUCUGCAGCGGGGUAUUAUGUCUUAUUCCAAGCAGGACCUGGAGACUUCAGGCCAAGAGGCUGCUGAAAAAAUGGUGAACUCUAGGCCUAAUUGCACAAGGACUUGCCUUAAAACAGAGGUGCACACAGGUGUUCGGCGAGCAGGCAUUCAGGAGAUGACCCCUAUGGAUGAGGUGCAGUGCAAAAACUCUGACGGUAGGCCCUCGGGCCCCAUUAGUAAAAAGACUGAUGACAAGGUCAGUAAAACCAAGCUCACCUCUUCAGUGACCUCAAAAGAGGACUUGUGGACUUUGUUCAAGCCUCCCCCAGUGUUUCCAGUCGAUAACAGUAGUGCUAAAAUAGUGCCGAAGAUCAGUUAUGCAAGCAAAGUUAAGGAAAACCUCAACAAAGCAGCGCAGGCCAGUGCAGAGGAAGAUCUUGCUCAGGCAUCUGUAAAGCUCUCCCAGGUGCCCAUGUCUGCUGUAAAAAUGGUCACAUCUGCCAGCUUUACUAAUGGCCCUGUUUCAGAAGAGCCUAAUGGGUGCCCCUCUGAGGGAGCAUUGUUCAACUCUGCUGCUAGCACAGCACCUUCUGCCUCUAAUCCAGGGGAAGAGAAUGUAGCGUCCAAUCUGGACACCAGUUGUAGCUCCUCAUAUUGUCCCUCAGUUCCAGAGCCAAGAAAAUCUAGUCUUUUUGUUUACCCACAUAAACCUUUAAAUAUGCAAACUGUACUCCCUAGUGCCCGCCACAUGGACACCCCUGCUGCUCAGACAAAUCAAAAAGCCCUCGGAGACAUCUUCCACAACCAGUGGGGUCUUUCCUUUAUCAAUGAGCCAAACGCAGGCCCAGAGGGAACAAGCUCUUCUCGGCCGACUGGAAGCGUGAUCGAAGUGGGGGACAUCACAUUUCAGGGGGGAAGCCUUCCGUUUUUCCUCCAGCCAGGCUUGGAUCCGGCCUGUGCUGUUUUUCUUCCACCCCCUCAGGAGGUGGAGAAAAGGACUAGUGGCACGGAUGCUGAUUUGAAAGCUUGCUCCCCUUCUCGCACUGCCAGUGAAGACUGUCCACAAGCUCAGCCAGUAAGUCAGGAAGAACGAAGAGUGGAGAACAGCAGUCCAGCGGUUUCUUGUAAGGAUCUGGAUACAGAGCGUGCAGUUACCCCAGUUGUUAGUGUGGGGGGUCCUCCCAAGGUCCAGAACUCAGUAAAAUGCGACAACUGGACAAAUAGCUGGGAUUCGUUUGAUCUGCGAGCUGCUGUAUACUACCACACUAAAGAAUUCGAACAUCUUGUCACUCUUCGAAAGCAUGAUCCAAAAAGAGUGGUGUAUUAUGAGGAGGCCAUGGAUGGACCUGAUCAUUGAAGUGCUGAGUGCCAGUACUUAGUUUGCUCCACUUUGGGUGCUACAGACAGAUCUGACUUAGAUCUGGAUGCUCUCUACUUGGAAUCAAAUCGGACCCUGCUACUUUUUAUUGUUAUUAUUAUUAUUUUUUUGUCUAACCAGAAGAAAACAACUACGGAAUAUGUCCAGAACGGAACUGGUGUCAGAAGGGAUGCUUAUAAUACUCACUAAACUUCGGACCUCUGCAGAGUUCUUCUGCACACGAGAUUGCUAGAAGCUACACAGAGGCAUUGGACUACAUACAAACUGAUGCACUAUAGAGUUUGAGGGAAGUUCUGAGCACUAUUUGUGUGACCGACAGGAGGUGUGGAGUGGACCUCCUGAGCCUUUCUGCUCUGUGCAACCCUACUAUGAGAAUAACAGUGGAUGACUGUCAUUUGGUUUCUUCCUGCAUUCACAUCAGAUCUUGUACAUCGACUCGUUUAAGAGUAGUGCAAUGUAUAUGUACAUUCAUGACAAGUUUGAUUACAUCCUGAACAAAAUGGAAUUCUGACCUUCAGAAACAAAAACCAUUGAAACGUAAUCAUGACACACAGGAAAAAAGAAAUGGUUGAAGCCUAACCCUGUCAGUUUGGUUGGUAAAGAUAUGGAGUAAUCUUAAGUAUUUUAAUUUGCUGGGAAAAGGCCCCACAUAUGCAUUGCCUGACUUUUUAUCUCUUUAAGUUCUCUAUAUAUUUUUUUGUUUUUAUUUUUCUUCAUCUGGUUCAGCCCAGGAACAAAAACCUAAUGAAAUGAUUUGAUAAACCAGUCAGAAACACACUUUCUUAAAAUGGCCUUUGUCCUGCAAGCUUGAUGAAAGUUUCUGGACUGGGUUUUCAAAUUGUCAAACAGUUCUUACUUUUGCAUUUUUGUCAUGUGUUUAUUUCUGCAGAAGCCCACUAUGCAGAAGUAAUAUUAUUCACAGUAUUAUUAACUCCCAGCCAGUUAAAAGGUUUAGUAGAAAAUGUACUAGAAAGGCAUUUUGAGUCGUUCAAAUUGGGGUUCUCACAUCCUUCAGCAGUCUUUUAAACAUUUUACUUGAAGUACACAGCAGGCUGUUGAUGUGCUGAGAAAGUGGAAAAGGAAUGACCUACUGGGAAAUGGCUGUAACGAAUAAGAGUGCUUAAGUUUUCCACAGGAUUUGAGCAUCUUACCACACUGACCAAGUUGAAUUUUGACAGCAAGGAAAUCUUUUCAACAUUACAGCCCUCCAACAUCAGUCUGACAUUUGAAGUACUGUACCUGCCCUUUCUGUUACUCCGUGCAAGUUUCAUGAAGUCAUUCGACUGUAGUUUUAACCUUUAAUAUUUCUUUGCACAUUUAUGUUGUGAGAGCUAACGUUAUUGCAGCCGACAGAAAUUGCGGUUCUGACGGAAACUGUUCUAGGUUAGAAAACGGCAAUAGCAGGCAGUCGCUGUCAGUAACCGGCUAGAUUUGCAAAAGCCUCACCAUCUACUGUGACAUUUCAUCAGCAAGGCCUUUCUAUAGAGUACUAUGGUACACUGUGUCUAGAGUUAGCAUGGUAUGAUAUUAAGCAAACACGAGUUUUAUUAAUCAUCUUGGCCAGACAGACCAAAGAUUGGGCCUCAGUAUAGAUGCUGAUUUAGUCCUUUAACCAUCUCUUAGGCUUGGUUCAAAUAAUCAACCUUCAUUGCCAGAGGGGCAUUGGUGAUUUUUGAUUUUAUUUUAUUUUAACCAGGCAGAGGUGUUUGGUUCAUCAUGUUAAGUAAUAGCACUUUAUGUAAACAUAUUAUUUUAAGAAAAAUGUCUACACCUAUCUGAAACACUUAACAAGAGUUACUAACUCCUGCUUAGAAUGGCUUUGGGCUGUUGUGCUUUUAAGUAAAACAAUAGAAUAACUCUUUACUCAGGUAGAAUUGGGGAAGCCAUUACAAAGCAGAAUAUGGUGCAAAUGAUCCUGGCUAGUGUUGUAGUUGUCUGUCGUUACUCUCCAGUUGUCUUCUUUCACUCUGUAGUCUGUAUAAAGCCACAUCCACAGUGCCGGCAACACUUUUCUGUCACUGCUGUUAUAAAUCCAGGCAGGGGACUGAAAUGAUGUGGGCAUCGGUAACUAAACUGUGUUCUCCAUACUGUCCUUCAAAAGAGCACAUUUGUUUUGUUCUUUGGGCUUCGUUUUUUUAUACCCCUUUAUAUGCAAUAGCAGGAAUCUGUUAUGGGUGAGGUUCCUUUUCAGUACAUGUAUUGCUUUGCUGGGCACACAGCACAGUUUUUAUUUGCACGGUGGGACGCUGGAAAGCUUUGACAAAAUCAACACAGAAUCCAAGUUGGGCACCUCCACGUUGGAAAGCGGGAAUCCAAUAACGAAACUGCUUUGUCUUGCCUCUUUCAUGCAAGCAGUGGAUUGGGUGUUUGCAUGUUCUUGAGCAAUGUGUGAUAAGUUUGUUUUAGCCUGAGUACUCUGUAUUUUCUUAAUGCUUAGUUGAGAGUGUGUUUAUUUCUGCUGUUUUGGGGGUUUUGGAGAUUUUCUCACUAAGACUGGUUGAUGUUUCGCAGGCAAAAAUCCACUGAUUGCCUAAUAAUUAUGGUAGCCUUUAUGGACUCUGGGUAAUUAUGGGUAUAAACUGUGUUUUAAUCUGCCUCUUGUUGCUCCUAUGGGAACUAAAUGUUUGUAGACUAGAGGCAAUUCACAUGUUUGAUGCUUUGAAAGACUCAAGUUAGGUGAGAAAGGUGAGCAAGGCAAUCUUUUGGUAAACAUAGGCAAAAACUCUCGCCAAAUAACUGCCCACUUUUAUUUAAUUUAAGUAUCUAGAAUAGUGUUAUGCCAUAAUACAUUUAAUAUUAAUGUUAUAGCAGUUCUGUUUAACUUGCAUUUGUAAUUUACAGUUUUCUUUUGUUUUAAAAUCAAACUAGAUUACAGCUAAAUGCUAAUUAUCGAAAGAGGUUUCUUCCAUUAUUCAGAAAUUCUGAACAAAUCAGUAUUUGAGCUGUGACUGUUAUUCAGAGUGGGACUUGGUGUGAAAUUUUUAGUUUAGAUAAACGAGUCAGAAUUGUUCACAGUGGUGGUGAGUGUGAUUACGAGUUUACUGCAUCUAAAUGUUUCUACACAGAUAUUUCAAUUAAAACUAAUAUUUUAAGGAGGUUGUAGCAUAAAAUAUUUAAACAAUUGCCCAUUUAUAUUUGUUUGACAUAGGGGUGAUGGGAACUGGGGUUACAUUAUCAGAAAUACCACUAAUACAGAUGUUUUAUGUACUUUCCCAGGCCCAGUUUUUUUCUAAUGCAGCUUAGUAUUGACAUUCUCACUGGUAAAGAGAGGGUUCAUUGUGACGCAGCCAUUUAAAAAUAAUUAGUGUGCUGGGAUAUGUGUGGGUUAACCCAAUCCAGAAUUACGUUUCUGUAAUUGUAUCAUCAUUAGUACAUCUAAACAGUGUUUAUGUGUAUACAAAUAUAAAUGAUACUGUCUAACAUCAUUUUAACUCCAAAGGACCUUAACAGGAGAAGGAAAAGCUUGUUCACUUAAUGGAAGUCAGUAGUGGUAAACAUUUAAUCCCAAGUAAUUUUGGGGGCAUUUCUAUUAGUCCAUUAAUCAUUACAUUUACAUACAUUAAAAUAACAACUGCCAGAUACAUAUUUCUCUCAGAAUGGCAAAAAUAGAGGUAUAUACAGUGAACAAUUCUGGCUUGGUUUCUAUAGAAAGUUGCAUUUCCCAUCUAACCACUCUGAAUGACAGUUUCCAUCUUCUGCAAAGAUAUAGAAAUAUAAACAAAUAUAUGUAUAAAAAUAAUUUUAACUAUAUUUUCAAAGCACUUAUUUCAUUUUGCCAACACUUUACACAAAGAUGCAGAAACUAUGGUAGAUGUGUUUAGAUGAGUUGUUGAUUAGUAGCUGAGUGUAGAAAUGAAUGAGGCUGUGAACUGGUGUGGAGAUGAACGGUGAUUAGUUUGGUGGAAACCUUGUGUGUGUGUGUGUGUGUAUCCCCUGAAGAUGUGCAAUGGCAUUCAGUACCUGUAAACCUACUCUUGUGCUGACGUGUCUUCUUAAGAUAUGCAAGGUCCCCUAUAGGUGGUGAGACUCCUGUUGAACUGAUAUACAGGUGCCUGAACAAACACUUUCAUUAUUUAGAUGAUUUAAUAUCUUGGGAUUUAAAAUGAUAUAUAUAUUGUCUAUGAUUACUUGCUUCAGAAAUAAUCAGUGCCAUGUUUUUUGUUUGUUUUUUGUCGGUGAACAGUCUUCGUUCAUUCUUUUUUUCUUUCUUUCUUUUUAAUGCUGUUAAAUGUUUUUUGGAAUGAUUUUUUUUUCUUCUUAAACUUUAAAUAGCCAGGUAACAUCUGUGUAAGGUGUCACUGCCUCUCCAGUGGCUCAGUAUCGUAGUAUCGAUGUAAUUUAUAAUUGUGUUGAUUAACAGACGUGCCUAGCGGCAUAGGGCUUAUAGGCUUUAAGCUAUAGGCUGAAAUCGAUUUUAAGAUCUUUUUAGCGCUGAAUUACUUUCCUAUAUCCAUGUCAAAUUAAUUAAUAAUUCAACUGUAUGUUUAAUAAGCUGAUGUCAGUUGUUUUGAAUCAUGCUUUAUUUAUUUAAAAUGCACAACAGUAGAAUUUCUAACUAUUUUAAUCUAGAAAAUAAUAAUUGGGAGAGCUGAGAUACCAGUUUUAGGUUUGGUUCUAAAGAAAUAAAGUUUUGUUUAGCUGAUUUUAGGUUAAGUUUUUGAGGGUUAUUUGUUUGUUUUUCUUUUAAAUCAUGCUUGCCAGGAUGGCUCUGGUUGAGUUGCUGUUAGCAGAGUUUACCAUACAAUAGCAGCUGCAGCAUUUUAAAUUCCUGCUCUUGUUUUUCGCCCACAGAAGGUGAACAGUGUUUUGUGAGUUGUGGCCUAUUUGGUAAAGUAAUAGGAGUUGCUGGGAGUUGCUAAAAGCUGGAAUAGUAUCUCGUUAGUAAGACCCGCCAUGUACAAGAAUUUCCUGGAGGCUAAAAUUUCAGAUAAUAAAAAUAUUGGUUGAUUGAAUUUUAUAUAUUUAAAAAUGUAAGGUGUGAACCUUUCAUUUUAGUUUAAAUACUUUAAAUACUGCUUAUACUAAUACUGAUAAAUGUCUGUUACCUUAAAAUCAGACACCGUUGAUUCUUUAUUUGUCAAAGGUAUGCCACACGCUUUCAGCAACAUCCCAGUUGGUGGUAUAACAGAGGCUGCAAUGUGUGGACAGAGUAGGUGAGUGUGAAACAGAGCGAGUGCAGACACAUACUGAACAACUAAUGAAUCCCUACAGUGCUGCUUCGAGGAUGAUUGUCGAUGAUUGUCUGUAAUGGGGAAAUGCUGGAUCUAUGUGUUUGGCUCUAACUUUGUCUUGUUGCUAUUUGCUAUUGGCUCGGCCUCCGGUUCGGGAAGGCUGUUAGACCUGAGAUCUUCACUGUGUUGUGUAUCCUCUUGCCACCCACUGAGGUCUCCUUCUGACUAUAAGGUGUGUGUGUGUGUGUGUGCGCGCGCGCGUGUGCAAGAGAGAGAGACCGAAGUGGAGGAUUCUCACUGUGCCGCUACACCGGAUCAGGUGGCAGUGUAGUAUUGUGUAAAUAACACAGUGCCAUGUCUACUGCCAAGCCUCCUAUCUCCACACUCUGGCUUUGUCCAUCAUGUCACGUAUAAUCGAAUCAUUACGCGCGUUGCAUUCGUGCCGAUUUAAUAAUCAGUUUGCACAAACUACCCGUGGCGCCGCUGAAUUUCUGAGGCCAUGGCAACAAGUCACCUUUUUAAUGGUUUUACAGGUAAAGAGUGUGUGCUGUAACUGAAAUUGUGAACCUUCUUUGAUGUCACAAAUGCGUCACGUUCUAAAUAAAUGUUCUUUUGUUUCAGACAAGCAUGAAGAUGUCCAUUUCAGCUUCCAUAACAAUGUAAUAAAUCAAACAAAAGUCAGUGUUUUCACAGCUUUCUGUCUCAAUUAAACUGUUAAAUUUA
Molecule: messenger RNA, 7891 nt
Organism: Astyanax mexicanus (Mexican tetra)
Lineage: Eukaryota; Metazoa; Chordata; Actinopteri; Characiformes; Acestrorhamphidae
Product: nuclear FMR1 interacting protein 2-like
Exons: 4
Coding region: 330-1976 (548 amino acids)
Cellular component (GO): nucleoplasm; cytoplasmic stress granule
Molecular function (GO): RNA binding
Source: RefSeq, a predicted model, not a curated record